Messenger RNA from Opisthorchis viverrini, 297 nucleotides. RefSeq lists its product as hypothetical. The transcript has a single exon. The record is from RefSeq and is a predicted model, not a curated record. NCBI's taxonomy places the organism in Eukaryota, Metazoa, Platyhelminthes, Trematoda, Opisthorchiida, Opisthorchiidae. The annotation marks the transcript as partial.
AUGAACAAAUCAGAUAGAAGAUUUUGCAAGGGCCAGUGUGAAUUCCCCUCAGUAAUUAGCCUACGCCGACAACAAUGGCUUCACGAAAUCUGGCAACCGGAUUUCCGAUGGAUGGCUGCGAAAUAUCAGCAGCUAAUAACGAUGCUGGACGUCAGUAGUUGCACUCUGGGAUUAGUCUGUAUUGGUCGAUGUUUCCUCGUCCUGAGGACCGCUGCAUUUUCUGUCACCGUCCAGCAGAAUCCGAACGUAGACUGUGCACCGCAAUGGAAACAGUUUGCCGAAUUCACCCCAAGCACU